Molecule: messenger RNA, 876 nt
Organism: Corticium candelabrum
Lineage: Eukaryota; Metazoa; Porifera; Homoscleromorpha; Homosclerophorida; Plakinidae
Exons: 1
Coding region: 1-876 (291 amino acids)
Source: RefSeq, a predicted model, not a curated record
AUGUUAUUAAGGGUCUACAAGUUAAAUGGAAGCUUUGUCGAAGUUCCGAAAGGAUCAGCAGAGCCACUGAUGAACCGAGUUGCUAAGGUACUAGGGUUGAAAGAUUCAAGUCAGAAAUACUUUACGCUGGCGAAAGGAAACUCACUGGAACGACCUCUGUCCAUUCUGACUGGGCGCGAAGAACAUUCUAUCGAAGAAUCAGACGUCGUCUGUGUGAGGAAAUGGUGUUUUGACGUUGCAGAUGAAAGCAAGUUGAUAUCAACCGACGACGUUGCACUGAAUUUGAUUUUCCAAGAGGCUUUUUAUGGUGUGAAUAGUGGCCGUUUACAACCAAAUGAUGAGCAGCGAGCAGAACUGGAUUCGUAUUGUGACCCGUCCUUCCCAGUGGAAAAGCAAUACGUUUUAUUGUGUCACCGAUUGUCAGAAUACAACAGAAUUGAUGUGCAUGAUUGUCAAGUUGUGGAACAAACAAAAGUCAACGGUCACAACUUGACAUCAGGCACUCAACUUAGUAUCAAUCUGACGACAGUAGGAAUUCGGUUGGUCGACGCUAAAAAUGGGAAAUCGAUUGAUUAUUCUCCAUGGCAAAAAAUACGAGGCUGGAGAUUUAGUCAAUCUGAAAAAAUCUUUUCAUAUGAGAUUGCUCUAGUCAACCCUCAAAUGGAGUAUACAUUUGUGUGGAUUGUCAUUAGGACGGAACAACUCUCUUAUAUCUUGUCAGUUAUUGAUGAGAUCGUCGUGAGAGUGAAGACAAAGUUGGAUGGACCGAAGAGUUUCCUACCACGACCUUUCACUGGACAGGAGAAGAGUGGACUGAGAAGCUUUGUAAACGAUUUGUUUUCCAUUGGUAAAUCAGACAAUUUCUCUACUAUUUAG